CUUUAAGCGAAGGGGGCGGGGCUCUUCUGGGGGAGGGGGAGAGGGGAGCGUGCGCGCGCCGGCCCAGCCCGAGCUUGAAUGACUCCCUUUUUUUUUUUUUUUGUUUGUUCCUGCUCGGCUUUGAUCCAUUGAUAAAUUCCUGCGGGCCGAGCGAGCAAGCGAGGCAGGGGCGCGCCUUUACGCACGGCCGGAGCGCGGCGCUCGGAUGGCUGCGGCUGCGGGGCCCCCACGUGCGGCCCAGCGGCGCUGCGGGCCAAGGCGAGCCGGGCGGCCGGAGCAGCGCCAGGGGUGAGCGGCUUGGCCCCCGGGCCCCCAAGCCAGCCGGGCCCUCCCUGCCUCCUGCCGCCUCCGCCUCCGGGCUGCGCCUGCUGCGCCCGACUGCUGCUCUCCCUUGGCGGGGCAUGGCCGGAUGAUCGCGGCGCGCAGCCCCCUCUGCUCCCCGCCGCCGCCCGCCAUGGCUGCCAAGGAGGACCUGUACGGCAAAGUCACCCCCCGCAGGAACCGGCAGCUCCGCGCCGCCACCGUCAAGCACGGCUCCUCGCUCGACAUCCUCCUCUCCAUGGGCUUCCCCAAAGCCAGAGCAAGGCUCUGGCGUCUACAGGAGGCCGAAGCGUCCAAGCCGCCUGUGACUGGUUGGCUUUUUUCCCACGUAUGCGACCCUUUUCUGGACGACCCCUUGCCUCGGGAGUAUGUCCUCUACCUGCGUCCCACAGGUCCCUUAGCGCAGAAGCUCUCGGACUUCUGGCAGCAGUCGAAGCAGUUGUGCGGGAAGAACAAGGCACACAACAUCUUCCCGCAUAUCACGCUCUGCCAGUUCUUUAUGUGUGAAGACAGCAAGGUGGAGGCGCUCUGUGAAGCUCUGCAGGCCACGGUCACACGGUGGAGGUGCAAGUUCUCAGCCCCUUUGCCCCUGGAGCUCUACACAUCAUCCAACUUCAUCGGGCUCUUUGUCAAGGAGGACAGCGCGGAGGUCCUCAAGAAGUUUGCGGCAGACUUUGCGGCAGAGGCUGCUUCUAAAGCCGAUGUACAUGUGGAGCCCCAUAAGAAGCAGCUGCACGUGACCCUGGCCUACCAUUUCCAAGUGAGCCACCUGCCCACCCUGGAAAAGUUAGCUCAGAGCAUCGAUGUCAAGCUGGGCUGUGAUUGGGUAGCUUCAAUGUUCUCCCGCGAUAUUAGAUUUGCUAACCACGAGACUCUGCAGGUGAUCUAUCCAUACACCCCACAGAACGACGACGAACUGGAGCUCUCCCCGGGGGAUUUCAUCUUCAUGUCUCCUGUGGAGCAAAUCACCACUAGCGAAGGCUGGAUUUAUGGUACUUCUCUCGCCACCGGCUGCUCUGGGCUGCUGCCUGAGAAUUACAUCACCAAAGCAGACGAGUGUGGCACUUGGGUUUUCCACGGGUCGUACUCAAUUCUGAAUGCCACUCAUUCCCCAUCCCUUCUCAUGUUCACUGAUGGAAUAAUGGAGCGAAGACUGCAGGAAGAGCAAGGACCAGGAGAUACAGGACCGCUGACUAUCUUCUGUCAGAGUAUGCAGCCCUUAAGAAUCGCCAACCCACCAGGACCUCAGAAGAGAUGCCUUUUCGUUUGCCGCCACGGAGAGAGGAUGGAUGUUGUAUUUGGAAAAUACUGGCUCUCCCAGUGUUUCGAUGCCAAAGGAAGGUAUGUGCGCACAAACCUGAAUAUGCCUCACAGCCUACCUCAACGAAGUGGCGGUUUCAGGGAUUAUGAAAAGGACGUGCCCAUCACCGUGUUUGGAUGCACACAAGCAAGGCUCAUUGGGGAAGCCUUACUCGAGAGCAACACUAUCAUACACCACAUCUACUGUUCGCCCUCCCUGCGCUGCGUCCAGACGGCACACUAUAUUUUGAAAGGUUUGCAACAGGAAAAUAACCUGAAAAUUCGAGUAGAGCCAGGCUUGUUUGAGUGGACCAAGUGGGUAUCCGGGAGUUCCCUUCCUGCGUGGAUCCCUCCAGUGGACUUAGCUGCAGCCAAUUUGAGUGUUGAUACAACAUAUAGACCUCAUAUAUCCGUGAGCAAAUUAGUCGUUUCAGAAUCGUACGAAACGUACAUCAGCAGAAGCUACCAAGUGACGAAAGAGAUUCUGAGUGAAUGCAAAGCGAAAGGAAAUAACAUUUUGAUAGUGGCGCACGCCUCCUCGCUUGAAGCGUGCACUUGCCAGCUGCAAGGCCUGUCUCCACAGAAUUCCAAGGACUUUGUACAAAUGGUCAGAAAGAUUCCAUACUUGGGAUUUUGUUGCUGCGAAGAAGUUGGAGACAUGGGUCUGUGGCAGCUCACAGAUCCACCCAUCCUCCCUCUCACUCAUGGACCAACUGGCGGCUUUAACUGGAGAGAAACUCUGCUACAGGAAUAAGCCAAUGGAGAGGAGGAGGAACUAAGAGAUGGCCUUUCUAAAUACUGGAGAAUGUCACAUUUAUUGAAUUUUUUUUCCUAAUUACUGACAGAAAAAAAGUUCUUCAUAACCUUUUAGAUGGAUUUAUAAACAACACUCUAGCAUAUCUUCUUCAGAGUGGCAUUCGUGCGUCUAGGGAAAUAGCUAAAAAAAAUUAGACGUAUGCUUGGAUCGUGGAAAAAUAUACGUGUACACACAGUCUCGUUCUUUCUUCAGCCUUCUGUCCUGCAGAAAUGUCUUUGUGAUGUAAGCUACUGAGCUUAAAUUUUUUUAAAAAAUCUUAAAUUAAGGUCCAAGGGGGAGAAUCAGUUUUCACUGCCUUCUAUAUAAUGUAUGAUGCUAGUAACUAUUAGGAACAUAUUCUAAAUUAUGGUCUUUC
Messenger RNA from Sphaerodactylus townsendi, 2792 nucleotides. It is a transcript of the gene UBASH3B, whose product is annotated as ubiquitin associated and SH3 domain containing B. Gene Ontology annotation, biological process: negative regulation of protein kinase activity; negative regulation of signal transduction; platelet aggregation. The record is from RefSeq and is a predicted model, not a curated record. The coding region runs from base 410 to 2374 and encodes 654 amino acids. Lineage: Eukaryota; Metazoa; Chordata; Lepidosauria; Squamata; Sphaerodactylidae. The transcript has 14 exons. Gene Ontology annotation, cellular component: cytoplasm. Gene Ontology annotation, molecular function: protein tyrosine phosphatase activity; protein binding.